Messenger RNA from Rana temporaria (common frog), 10624 nucleotides. It is a transcript of the gene SPEN, whose product is annotated as spen family transcriptional repressor. Lineage: Eukaryota; Metazoa; Chordata; Amphibia; Anura; Ranidae. Gene Ontology annotation, molecular function: RNA binding. The record is from RefSeq and is a predicted model, not a curated record.
GUCAGUGUCGGCGCCGAGCGUGUGUGUGAGGAGAGAGAGAGAGCGGGACACGGCGGAGACACGUCACCGGGAACAUCGGACUACCGAGCCACACCGACGGAGCCCCACCCCCUCCACCGUAUUCUCCUCCUCCCUCCUUCUCUCCCCGGGGCUGGUGAUGCCGGGCCGGGACGGCCGCCGGGCUGUAUGAGCGGGACACGGUGCGGCCAGCAUGGUGCGGGAGACCAGGCACCUCUGGGUGGGGAACCUGCCUGAGAACGUCCGGGACGACAAGAUCAUCGAGCACUUCAAACGAUAUGGACGUGUGGAGAGUGUCAAAAUCUUACCGAAAAGGGGAUCGGAUGGCGGCGUGGCAGCAUUUGUGGAUUUUGUGGAUAUUAAAAGUGCACAGAAGGCGCAUAAUGCUGUCAACAAAAUGGGGGACCGUGACCUCCGGACGGAUUAUAACGAGCCGGGCACCAUUCCAGGAGCUGCCCGGGUUUUGGAUGAGACAGUUUCCAUAACCUCUCGUAGUAGAGAGGUUUCUGGGUUCAGAGGAGGUAGUGGGGGGCCGGCUUACGGUCCCCCGCAAUCACUUCAUGCACGGGAAGGACGUUAUGAACGGAGACUCGAUGGAUACAAGCCUUAAGGAUGGCCUCUUCCACGAGUUUAAGAAGUACGGAAAGGUGACAUCGGUGCAGAUACAUGGGGUAUCUGAAGAGCGAUACGGUCUGGUUUUCUUCCGGCAGCAGGAAGAUCAGGAGAAAGCACUUAACGCAUCAAAGGGCAAGCUGUUCUUCGGCAUGCAGAUAGAAGUCACAGCCUGGGUCGGUCCGGAAACGGAAAGUGAGAAUGAAUUUCGGCCUCUGGAUGAGAGAAUAGAUGAAUUUCACCCCAAGGCCACUCGCACCCUUUUCAUUGGUAACUUGGAGAAGACCACCACGCACCUCGACCUGCACAACGUAUUCCAGCGAUUCGGAGAUAUUGUGGAUAUUGAUGUGAAGAAGUUGAAUGGGGUUCCACAGUACGCCUUUCUGCAGUACAGCGAUAUCACCAGUGUCUGCAAAGCCAUUAAGAAGAUGGAUGGAGAGUAUCUGGGGAACAACCGGUUGAAGCUGGGCUUUGGGAAAAGUAUGCCGACCAACUGCGUCUGGAUAGAUGGCUUGCCCUCCAACGUCACUGAUCAGUAUUUAACGCGUCAUUUUAGCCGUUACGGGCCCGUGCUGAAGGUGGUGUACGACCGCUUUAAAGGCAUGGCCCUGAUUCUCUACAGUGAGAUUGAAUUUGCCCAGGCAGCUGUAAAAGAGACCAAGGGGAGGAAGAUUGGUGGGACUAUCGUUAAGGUGGAUUUUGCUAACCAGGAAAGUCAGUUGGCUUUCUAUGGCUCAAUGGAAUCAUCGGGACAGGAUAUACGGGAUAUCUAUGAAAUAAUAUCAGAAAGAAGAAGCGAUGAUACUCGAAGGGGAUCCUUCCAUGAAUUGACUACUACUACAGAGAGGACUUAUUAUGACACCGUCCGCACAACAGGCACAUACCCAGAGGAGACGCGGCGAGAAUACCCAGCCCGCAGCAGAGAAUUAUACCAAGAUUGGGAGACCUACCAAGGAGAUUACUAUGAACAACGUUACUAUGAGGACUCCAGAGAAUAUAGAGACUACAGGGAUCCAUAUGAACAGGAUAUACGGGAAUAUAGUUACCGCCAGAGAGAAAGGGAGCGAGAACGUGAGCGGUUUGAGACGGACCGCGAGAGGGAUGGUGAACGGAGGCCGGUAGAGCGAAGCCAAAGCCCAGCGCGCUCGAGGAGACCUCAAAGCCCUGCAGGAUCCCCAUCAGCAUCUGAGCGGAUUACAAGUGACCCGGAGCGAAGGAUUUAUAGCCGGUCCUCCGAUCGCAGCGGUAGCUGCAGUUCUGUUUCUCCUUCCAGAUUUGAGAAACUGGAGAAAGCCCGGGCUGAGCGCUACAUCAAAAGCGAAAAACUCGACAAGGAGCAUACUUUUGAUGCGGAAAGACUUGAUAAAGAGAAGCGUCUGUUACGGAAAGAAAGGACUGAUAAAAUACUCGAAAAAGAUAAAGCAGACAGAGCCAAGCGAAAGUCCAAGAACCAUUCAGCAAGUUCACAGUCUUCAGAAACUGAUCCGGAUAAUGAAAAGGAGUCAAGCCUGGAGAAACAAAAAGGGAGCAGCAAGCUGUUGGCCAGAGAGAAGAACGACAAGGACUCUGCAUCAAAAAACCGGUUGGACCUCAUGCCUUGUGUGGUCCUUACCCGUGUAACUGAAAAGGAAGGGAAAGUUUUUGAUCCCCCCAGUUUAGAAAAAGCCACCAAGAUAAAGGCAGACAGCGAAUCCAUGAAGUCGCCACCUUUGGAUCCAAAGACCCAGAUUAUGCGUCUUGAGCAGUCCAAAUUCGAGCAAAUAAAAGCGGAGUCGAGAAGUAAAGUGCCAAAAGAAAAACUGCUGUCAAGCCAUGUUGAAGUUGUCGAUAAAGAAAGCAAACAAAAACUAAAGAAGCACUUAAAGCAGGAAACGCCUACUGAAGGAGCGUCUGCUGCCGACUUGGACAAGCUAGAAGCUCGGAAAAGGAGGUUUGCAGAUGCAAAUUUAAAGUGCGACCGUCAAAAACUUGAUGUUCGCCGAAACAACACAGACGAGGAUGACCUUCGGUUGAGUUCAAGGAAACAACUAGAUUCUGCAUCUUCAAGAGACUUCUCUGGGCUUCGGGAAGGGGACUUUGAUAGGAAAAGCUCAAGAAAAGAACUUUCAAAAAGGGAUAGUAGAAAAAGCAAAUCUGAAAGACUUUUUAAUAUAAGUAGCCCUAAAGACAGCCAAGACCACAGCCUUUCGGUUCGCUCCAACUCCGAUCUUCAGCUGCGCUUAGGAGAACCAGUAGAUGAACAGUUUGACUCCCCUGAUGCCUCUAGUAAAAAGAUAAACUUCAUGAAGAAUCUUCAAAGACAUGUGCAAAUGGGGGACGAUCUGGACAAAGAUGCCUCGAAAGAGGAAAGAAAAGCCUACUGCAAUCUCUUGAGGGAAGGCAUGGGAUUGGAGAGGACAGAGAAUGAAGAAAAGCUUGCAAUCGAUAUCGACUACACACAGAGUUACCGAAAACAGAUGGAACAAAACCGCAAACUGAAGCAGCAGAUGGAGCUGGAGAUCCUGAAGUCUGAAAAGUUUGGCAGUCCCAGCAAAGAAGCUGAGGAGUAUGAAAGGCGCAGCCUCGUUCAUGAAGUCGGGAAACCACCACAGGAUGUCACAGACGAUUCUCCACCAAGUAAAAAAAAAAAAACCGACCAUGUGGACUUCGAAGUCAAACCCGAAAGACAUUACAGAAGCUCCCGACAGAUAAGCGACGAACCUGAAAGAAUUGCUUGUUCUCCAAGCGUUCGUCCUUUUAUGUUUAACGAGGAUGACUUUACCUUAAACUCUCCGAGGUUAAUGCCAAUCAAAGAAUUCAAAGAAUCUCCUCAAGUGGAUGAAAAGAACAUGUUCUCCAGCAUGGCUCCUAAAGAUGAACCUUAUAAAUUGAUACCCAGUGACCCAAUCAGAAAAGAGCACGUGAGCGAUCAUUUUGCCAAACCUAAAUUUACCGCAGUGAGCCCUGAAGAGGAGUAUGGCAGGUGGGGGGAUAGCCAAAUCAAACAGGAGAGCAACAGAAUGGACAUUAGCUUUCCUAGUAACGUUGUAAAAAGAGAAGGUAUCCGUAAACGCUCCAAGGACCUCGAACCCGGAGAGGUUCCCUCAGACUCUGAUGAAGAUAGUGAUCAUAAAUCUGCUUCACCCAAAGUGUCCUCAAUACUUGACGGCUCAAGAUUUUCUUAUUUACUGCGGGAUGGAGAUGAUAAACGGGACAAGGAGGAGAGGCUGUCCGGCUCUCUAGAAAGACACCGCUUCUUAGAUAAGACUAUUACUCCUGACACAAAAGCCUUGCUUGAAAGAGCCAAAUCGCUUUCCUCUUCCCGUGAAGAGAAUUGGUCUUUUUUGGAAUGGGACUCCAAGCUUGCCAGCUUACGCAACAGCAAAGAGAGAGAAAAAGUUGAUUCGGCACCAAGACCCAUACCAUCCUGGUAUAUGAAGAAGAAAAAGAUCAAGACCGAUUCUGAUGGAAAAAUAGAUGAUAAAAAAGAUGAUCACAAGGAAGAGGAACAGGAAAAACAGGAGCUGUUUGCCUCUCGGUUUCUCCAUAGUUCUAUCUUUGAACAAGACUCCAAACGUUUGCAACACCUAGAGAGGAAAGAUGAGGAUACUGACCUGUGCAUCCUACGUCCUUACGGGAGGCAGCUAUCUUCUGAUGGCAUCAGCAGCACUUCGGAGCUCGUGCAGGAACCGGUCGUACUGUUUCACAGUCGAUUCAUUGAACUAACGAGGAUGCAGCAGAAAGAGAAGGAAAAAGAGCAAAGACCCAAAGAGCAAGAAAAGCCAGAAGAAAAGGAAAAUCAGCCAAGGACUCCUGAGACUGUCCCUGAAAACAAAGAACGAGAGAACAAGUCUCCCGUGUCUAUUGUGCCAAUACCACCACCACCACCACCACCACCUCUUCCUCAGCCAGAACCUGUAGCACCACCUCCUCCUGAAAAAAUAGUUGUUGAGAAAAUGCCAUCACCACCUACUGUUCCACCAAUAGAAGAUAAGCCAGCUGAGCCUUGUGAGAUGGUUGCUGAUGAAACUUCUUCUCCGAAGGUUGUUGCACCAGUUACCCCUCCUAUUGCUGUCCAUCCACCAACCCCAGUGGAAACUGUUCAAGCUGUUGAUGAGACAGAUGAGACUCCGGCUAUCCCUCCAGUUCCUGAGGAGCUACCAACUGGGGAACAUAUUACAUUAGUGGAUACAAAACCACCAUCACCUGGUGCUUCAUUUCCAGAAGUCAGUACUGAUCCCGUCGCAGAGAUAAAACCAGUGACACCAACGACCUCCCCUUCCAAGGCUGAUGACAAGGCUGAAGAGGUUGAGGCCUUUGAAGAAAGCACCCCGGUGUUUACAGGUACAGAAACUGAUGCAUGUGAAAAGAACGAAACUGUUCCAGAGGAUACAGAGCCACUUAUUUCUGAAAAUGAUUUGGAAGCAGAGGCUCCCACCACAGCGAAGAACAAAAAAACCUCCAAAGGCAAAAGGUCUAGUGCCGUAGAUAAACCAGCAACAAGAAAAAGCAUCAGGAUUGACCGUGAGAAACGCAAUCGUUCUGCAUCCCCUCGUGUUGAGUCACAAAAACAUUCGGAAAGUAAAGUUGAACAUGACAGAAGCUCAAGGAGUUCAGCUAAGUCUCCAAGCGCUGUUCCAGAAGUUGAAGCCUCAGAGCUUAGUCUGCCCGUCUCCCGAACACGCAGAAACGUCAGAUCUGUCUAUGCUACCACAGGUGAUAAUGAUGGUCCUUCUGCUAAAGAAUCUUCUGAUGCGCCUCGAUCCACUCGGAAGAGACCAGAAAAAGAAGUUCAGGAGACUCCAGUUGCUGUGCCUAGCACACCAAGGAGAGGGCGACCACCCAAAGUCCGCAGGAAAACUGUUGGAGAGGUGUCGCCUAUUAAAGCUGAAACCUUAAAACAAGAUACAGAAGAUACUGAAAGCAAGGAGGUCGUAGAUAAUGCAAAACCAACUGAAGGAUGGCGAUCUCCUCGCUCUCAAAAAUCCUCACAGAGCCAUUCUCCUGUGUCUAGCAACCAUCAGGGUAAAAAGUGCAAAGGUGACCCUAUACUACAGUCAGUGGAGUGCUCAGGGGAGUCAAAUGAAGAAUGCCCUGAAACCACGGCAGCUGCAACUGAAGAGGAGAGUAAGCCAAAACUGGCCAAAGAGGAGAUUUCCGAAGUUAAAAAUGACUUAAAAGAUACAGAGAUCGAUACAAUCCCCAUAGAAAAUCCUACUUCUGAUGCGGCGGAGAAGAAAAUAUCUGUAGAAAAAGCUCCCAAGUCAAAAGUUGGAAGGCCUAAAAAUACAAAAACCCUUCCACGCUUGAAAAAUGUGGAAAUUCGCCUUAAUGCUGAUGAGGUAAAGGGUGCUUUGAGGCCACACGAAGACGGUGAGCCAAUAGUGAUCUCGCCUGUCAAAAUCAAAAGCCCUCAAAAGGAAGAGAAUGUAUCUCCUCCACCUUUUACAAAGCCAGAAGGAACUUCUUUUCCAGAAACGCCCGAAAAAGAAUCUCCAAAAGAACCCAAAAUUUCACCUGAAGAGGCACAGCUGGCCCGACAAAUGGAACUCGAACAGGCUGUGGAAAACAUUGAGAAAAUCACUGAAACGGCCACUGUUCGACCUUAUAAAGAUUCUCAAGGAGGAGAAGGGGCAGAAUCUCGCACUGAAGAGGAGGGUGAUAAAUCUACACCCCAGGCCAGCGAGACAGAACUGGCAGCAGCCAUUGGCUCCAUCAUUUGUGACAUUUCUGCUGAUGCUGAAACUUUUCCUCCAGCUCCACCAUAUCCACCAGAAGGAGAAACUGAGGCAACACCUGCCACUGUUCCAGCUCCUCCACAGCCAGAUGAACCGGAGCCUGAGACCAAUCGGGCAGUUAGUCUCCCUCUACAAGAUAACCGUACCACCCCAAGCUCUGAACCUGUCCUGCCUGCUGCUGCUCCCGUUCCCUCAUCUCAGGCAGAACCUGUAGUAGACAAAGAACCAGAACGCGAGCCUUCAAGUAAAGUUAAAGAACCAGAGCGUUUGCCAGAAGCAGAGCCGAUUCCAAAGAGAACUCGGGGUCGGGCAGCUUCAAAGAAAAAACGAAGAAGCAAAAAGAGCGAGACGGUAGACACCAACGUGUUUGUUCAGGAAAGUACUCAAGGCAAAUCACCCAGAGCAGAGGAGAAGAUCUCGGAUGAAGGCCAAAAAGAACAGUCUGGGGAAAUGCCGGUGGUGCCUAGCCCUGAGAAGCAGAAUCUGGACACAAGCUUGAAUUCCUCAUCUGAUGCUGUCUCAAAGGAUGGUGAUGAAGAAUUUAAAGAUGAAGACAGGUCCGAGUCUGCCAAUGUUUGCGAUUCGCCCCAGCAGCUGAUCAUCGAUGAUGUCAGUCAGGGCAGUGUCAAACUUCGCUCAAGUACUGAAAGUGCCCCGAUUACGCCACCCAGCAUUAUCACCCCUCCAGCUAUGCCAGCGACCCCAGGGAAGACUGCACCUUCAUUGCCUGCCUCUCUCCCACAUUCGGCACCAGCCAUCGUGCCUGACUGGAUAGUAAGGCAUGACGAAAACACAACCAUUUCCACCCCACCUCCUGCUUUACCCCCGGACACCAAGGCCUCCGAUGUUGAUACCAGUUCAAGCACCUUAAGGAAGAUAUUAAUGGAGCCCAAAUAUGUAUCGUCACCUGCUAAUACUCCCAGUAUUGUCACGGCUGCCAUCUCUGAGCCUGUGUCUGUUUCACAUGUUGAAGAACCUUCUCAUCCUCAAGUGGAAGCAAUCAAGCCAGUUUCAGAAGAAAAACCAUCGGUUCCCCUCCCCAACACGGUAGUCCCACCAGCAGCUGAAGCCCCUGUAUUUCAGGAGAAGCCCACCAUUGUGGCCCCCAAGGCUACCUCGGUCAUUAGUAGAAUGCCACACAGCUUCGAUCAUGAGGAUUUACCAAGAAUCACAUCGGCUAAACCGCAUCAGCCAGCUCCACCGUGUAUCCCAUCUCAAAAGAGUAAGCAGAGACAGAACACCAAUGACAACCGCGCCUGCUUGAAGCAGACGAUGACUGUUAUAGAAGACCGGCCUGCAGAAACCGGACCUAGUCCUGGCCUGAGGGUGAACACCUCCCAGGGGGUAAUGCUCCUCAGUUACUCUGGCCAGAAGACCGAGGGCCCUCAACGCAUAAGUGCAAAAAUCAGCCAGAUCCCUCCGGCCAGCGCUGUGGACAUCGAGAUUCAACAGUCUGUGUCGAAGACGCAGAUAAAACAGGAACCACUUCAGCCUUCUCAGAUUUUGCCAAAAGGACCGCAAACACCAACAAGCUACCAACCCUACAACGCAUCUCCUGUUAUCUCUACAAUCAAACAGGAACGUUCUUGUUUGGAUAAGUCCGAAUCGAGUCACAUCACUGGUCCUAAUGCUUCCUUGCAACCCUCUGCAGUUAAAGUGCUGACCUCGAAUUCCGCACCAGUGCUAAUGCACAGUCAGAUACUUUCGGGUCAGAUGGUUUCUUCAGGAAAGAAACACUUGGAUAUGAAAGAGACUAAAGGCCUUCAGUCUACCAAUAUGAGCCCUCACCACACCAAUAUGAGCCCUCACCACACCAAUAUGAGCCCUCACCACUCUUCGCACCACUCUUCUCUGUCGGGAAAGAUGCAACCAGAAUCCAAUCAUGUGAGCACUGGAACCAGUACGUCUGAUCGAUCACUACCACAUCUCAACAUCAAACAAGAGCCUCAUUCACCCUGUACCACCGGGCACGCCUCAUCUCCUUUCUCCAGGUCCUGUCACCCGAGUGUUACCGCUUCUCCUGCCUUAACUAGCAACCCCUCUGUGAUGUUGGGCCCUGGACUACCAGUGUCACCUUACUUACCCAGCAUGCACCCAGAACAAACUGUUAUUAUGCCCCCACAUAGUGUAACUCAGUCACUGGGCCACAUGACACAGGGGGAUGUCAGGAUCAACACCCCACCAUUACCAACAAUGCAGUAUGGCAUGCGACCAGAAGCACUUCACUCUCCCCGAGCAGCUAUGCAGCCUCAGAUGGACGUUCGACCUCAACGAACCAACACCCCCCAGCCAGCACCUAUCCGAGAGAUGGUACUGCCCACGUUGUCUUCCCAACACGGUGCUGAUGAUGACCUUCACUACCACCAUCCUGUCAGCCGGGGGCCAUCCCACGUUCAGUCCGAUGUGCUGGUGAUGCAAAACGAAUAUCGCAUGCCCGGGUCAGGAAUGCGGCUCGACCCGUACAGCGUCCCUCAGGAUGUUAUAAUGCCACGCGAUGUCCGGAUGAUGAUGCAUUCUCAUAUCAGCGCUGUGGGGGAACACCACCAGGAGACCAGGCAGUCCCGAACACCUGAGGGCCCAGUGAAAACCCCUCCAGCCAGUAAAACGCCGCAACCUGUAAAAGAACUGACUAAGCAGCCCGAUGUGAAAUUGCCUCAUUCGCAACACAACGAUGCCAGGAUGCUGAGUGGACUGAACUUGUCGCAGCCGGUGGUCGUUCCUCAUGGCGUGCCCCUCAUUCAUUCGUCGGGGAGCUCUUUCCAUGAUUAUCGCCCAGUGUACACGGAUAUCCGCACCUAUCACCCCCCUGCCCAGCUUUCCCACCCUCAGUUUUCUGCUGCAUCGCCCAUCGGAUUACAAUCACGGAGCAUGACACCAUCCCAGGUUGGCCCUGAUGGUGAGCAUUCACAUUCAAACACCCCGGGACGCAGCAAAACUCCACAAGUCAGCCAGGACCCCAAGGCGGCUCAGUCAUCGGUUGGUGAGCAGGCUCACCAUGCCGCGAUUGGCCGACACCCCAGCCAAAUGGAGUCCCACAUCCAGCAUCUCCAGAGGGCUUCUGUGGACACGUCAAGGGAGACCUCCUACCCGUCUCCUGUUACCAUCAACCUGAAGCAGGACCUACCUUCCCCUCACCAGUCUCAGAAACCGACCCCCUUCAUGUCCUCCUCCGCCGCUACCCUCUCCAGAUCCGAUGUCCCCAAGCAAGAGCCUUCCCAGAGAUCGGUGGACAUGGUGCAGCUGCUGACGAAAUACCCGAUCGUGUGGCAAGGUCUCCUCGCUCUGAAGAAUGACACAGCCGCUGUCCAGUUGCACUUUGUAUCCGGGAAUAACGUCUUGGCUCAUCGGUCUCUGCCAGCCCCCGAGGGAGGACCUCCCCUGAGGAUCGCUCAGCGAAUGAGGCUGGAAGCCACCCAGCUGGAGGGAGUCGCUCGCCGCAUGAUGGUGGAGAGCGACUACUGCUUGUUACUCGCACUUCCAUGUGGCCGCGAUCAAGAGGAUGUGGUGAACCAGACGGAGUCUCUGAAAGCCGCCUUCAUCACCUACCUACAAGCAAAGCAGGCAGCGGGCAUCAUCAACGUGCCCAACCCAGGAUCCAACCAGCCGGCGUACGUCUUGCAGAUUUUCCCGCCCUGUGAAUUCUCGGAGAGCCAUCUUUCCCGCCUGGCCCCGGACCUCCUCGCCAGCAUCUCCAACAUUUCUCCUCACCUGAUGAUCGUCAUCGCCCUGGCCUGAGACAAGCUACACAAACCUCUGUGACCCGGGCCGCUCGCCCGCAAUCCCCGCCGGACGGAGCCGGUUCUACCGCUUCCCAGGAUGUUUACAAAUUGCGUACAGGCGGCCGGGGAACGGCUGAACGGAGGAGGAGGAGGAGGGAGUGGGAUCCCGCACCCAGCAAAUGUGGGAUAUUCCAUGAUGGUUGUGGAUUGGUUGGUGUGCUCCUUGUGUUUUUUUUUUUUAUUUUUAUUUAAAAAAAAAAAAACGAAGCUGAAUCUGCCUUUGCACUAAAUGAGUGACUCGGACCCGUGUACAGCAUUCCCCUCCCCCCUCUCUCUCUCUGCGUGUAUCAUAUUUCUGAGCGACUUGCUGCGACGGCCAAGUCCGGACUGUGGACUUUAGUGAGCAGGAACCUGUGAAUACUGGACUAAUGAUCGAGGAGCCCCGCCCCCAGACGGACGGACGGAGAUCGCGGCCGGGUCCCGGUCCCGCGGAUUCCUCACAUUUUGGGAUGUACAGUUUACAUGGAAAAAAAAAAAAGAAAAGAAAAAAAAAAAAAC